Rhipicephalus microplus (southern cattle tick) is the source of this 2615-nucleotide messenger RNA. RefSeq lists its product as uncharacterized. NCBI's taxonomy places the organism in Eukaryota, Metazoa, Arthropoda, Arachnida, Ixodida, Ixodidae. The record is from RefSeq and is a predicted model, not a curated record.
ACCAACCAGCUGGAUGACUCGGUUCUCGGCAUUGACAAUGAUAGCUCACAGGACUCAUCGCAGGACCGCUACAAGUGCAAGACGUGUGGCGAAUCGUUUAGGUAUUUCAAUUUCCUCGCGAAGCACCGCACAUUGCAUACGACUGAAACGCCCUUCGAAUGCAAAACGUCCAGUGAGGAACUCCGGGAAUCGGAGCAGCUUAUCCUGCAUAAACAUACGCACACUGGAGAUGGGCCUUGCAACUACGCUGUGAGCGACAAAUCAUUCAAACAAAUAGUACAUCUGGUCACUCCUCAGUGCACUGACGAUGAAAAAAAUGUUACAAUUUGAGAAAAAGACAGAAAUUAUUCAGUAUAGUUGAGAAACUUGCAGUUCAUGGAAGUGUGCAUGCUGAGGAGAAACGUUACAAUUGCAAAGCUUGCGGUAAGUCGUUCGGUCGAGCACGCCUUCUCGUCAUUCACCAACGCUCACAUACAGACAGACCUUGCAACUACGCAGUGUGCGACAAAUCCUUCGAACAAGUAGCACAACUGGUCACUCCUCAGUGCACUGAUGAUGGAAAAAAACGCUACAAUUUAAGAAAAAGAGAGAAAUCAUUCGGUAUGAUGGAGAAAGUUGCAGUUCAUCAAAGUGCGCAUGCUGAAGAGAAACGUUACAAUUGCAGAGCAUGCGGUGAGUCGUUCGGUCAAUCACGUCUUCUCGUCAUUCAUCGACGCAUGCAUACAGGCGUUAAGCCUUACAAGUGCGAAACAUGUCAACAGUCUUUCGCGAGGUCGGACCAGCUUUCCCGCCAUCGACUCACGCAUACUGGAGAGAAACCUUACGACUGUAAAACAUGCGGAAAGUCCUUUGUGAGGUCGGACAAGCUUUUUCUUCAUCAACGCACACAUACGGGACUUAAGCCUUACAAGUGCGAAACAUGUCAACAGUCUUUCGCGAGGUCGGACAAGCUUUCCCGUCAUCGACUCACGCAUACCGCAGAGAAACGUUAUAACUGUAAAACAUGCGGAAAGUCUUUUGUGAGGUCGGACAAGCUUUUUCUUCAUCAACGCACACAUACGGGACUUAAGCCUUACAAGUGCGAAACAUGUCAACAGUCUUUCGCGAGGUCGGACAAGCUUUCCCGUCAUCGACUCACGCAUACCGGAGAGAAACGUUAUAACUGUAAAACAUGCGGAAAGUCUUUUGUGAGGUCGGACAAGCUUUUUCUUCAUCAACGCACACAUACGGGACUUAAGCCUUACAAGUGCAAAACAUGUCAACAGUGCUUCGCCACAUCGGACAAGCUUUCCCGCCAUCGACUCAUGCAUACCGGAAAGAAACCUCACGUCUGUAAAAUCUGCGAAAAGUCCUUCGCGAGGUCGGACAAGCUAUUCCUUCAUCAACGCAUGCACAUGGAUGAGAACCUGCACACGUGCACAACAUGCGGCAAGUCUUUUGCACAGAGAGCAUCUCUUGUUAGACACAAAUGCACACACACGGGAAAGACACCUCACAUUUUAAAACAUGCGGCUAGUCAUUCCUUAAACUGAGCAAGCUUGCCGUUCACCGACUCGAUCAUAUGCCCGAGAAGCCUUACAACAGCAGAACACGUGGCAAAUCAUUUGCACGGGUCGCACACCUUGUCAAACACCGACGCCUGCGUACACAAUAGAAAUGUCAAAAUGUGGGGAUAUGAUUCGCUAUGUCUGACCACCCUUGUCUGUUGUCAAUGCACUCAGGUUAAAAAUCCUACACCAGCCACAAAGUACUCAGUCAUUCAAAACGAAGCAAAGUUCUUGUGAGUACCUCAACCUGAAUUUGAGUGUCAGACCUUCCAUUUUGCAUUUGACUGCUUCCCUAUAAGAAAUAUAAGCUGCCACCACCAAAGUAUGUUGGGGGCUCAUCUUUUUGGUGUGCACAGUGUGAUGUUCUUUCUUCUAGAUAAAGGAUGUGCAUCACGUAUGCGAACUCUGUAGAGGGCAAUAGGGGAUUUUGGUGAAAAUUGCGUUGUGAUGACCACGACUCGCCUUGUGACGCGUAUGAUUCAGUGACCCUAGCAGUGUAAAUGGUUAUGUAGAUAGUCAUCCGCAGCAUUUAUGCAUCAAGGUAUGAAAAUGCAACCAUGAUGAAGAAACAAUACUACCAUUCUAUCACAAAUAUGUGAAACUCCCAAGGUACUAAUUUCACCCAGAAGUUUUUUUCAACAUGGAGAACGACUGUGGAAAUGUGGUUUACGUGAGGGCAGUUGUAGUAGGCUUAUUGCCGGGCAAGUUGCAAUGCACAGCAAUUUCGUAGUUGUGUAGCUCGAAUAUGCAGAUUAUACUUGAAAACAUUGUUCCUUUAUGUGCACAAUCUUUCUGUGCAGAUCUUUUCAUUGUGUGGGCCUAAGACCGUUUCACAGUGGAGUUUUUAUGCUACUGUGAUAAUAAGUAUAAGCAACAGCUGUUGCCAAGUGAAAUAGUACAUUUAUUUCUUAUUCUCACUUUUUCAUUUUUGUUCAUGCUGCAGUUUCAUUUUUGAUUGACAAAUGCACUUGUCCGUGCAAGAAAAAUGCCACUAAGAACGUAGAGGCAUUUAGUUGACAGCUAUAUUUGUGUGAAAAAUUGGUGUAUAAUAAAGGAAAUUCUCAUACA